Molecule: messenger RNA, 1138 nt
Organism: Bradysia coprophila
Lineage: Eukaryota; Metazoa; Arthropoda; Insecta; Diptera; Sciaridae
Source: RefSeq, a predicted model, not a curated record
CUCAGACAGAAGUGAAGCUGAAUGCUGCUAUUGUGCUAACAAUAAUCUAAAUUUCAACAAGGAAAACGGAUAAGAUCCGCAAUGAGUUUCACUUUAAACUACCUGGUAGCAACAACAUUUGCAGUGUUGCUUUCCUCGGAAAUCGUCAUUACAUUCGGAUCACUAGAAUCCGAGUUUGACUGGAAACGAUUCGCACCUCCAUCCGGUGUUACAGACAAAAUGACACUUCCGUCUCCGAAAGACUUCAUUCAUCCACGGAACGAAACCAGCGAUGAUUUCGUUGAACGAGGUGAACGCCAUAAACGAGACAUUCGCAGUGACAUUUUAGAAAAUGAACUGCAAACGGUCGUACGGGCAUACAAUUCCGAAAUAACGUCACAAGCGAGAACUACCACGAAUUCCAUCCUUUCCCGGUCUCGAGAUGUGAAUGCACUUCGAAAUUUGCUGGCAUUCAGUUACAAUAAUCUGGCAACCAGCGGAUUGAACGAUCUCAGCAGUAUGGCUAGCAAGUUACCAGUCACCGUACAAAAUUGCUACAAUUCGUAUGGAUUCAAGUUUUCCGAUGCCAUUACCGCUGCCAGAGUGACGGCCGGUCAAUGCUUAGCGAACAAAAUUAAUGAAGUGAAAAGCAUUGUGGACGAUUUCAGAACUAGCAUCACCGAUGCCGUUGCCAACGUCAGAGAUGUUGGCGAACAAUUGGGCCAGUGUCGCAUCCUUGCCAAUCUCUAUCCUUCGAUUGCUGGACUAAUAGCUAAGGCAUCGUGUUUGAAUAUCGCAAUAUUUUCGUUACGCGGCGAAACGGUACUCCUUCCACUCAAAUUUGCAAUACUAAUGGGAAAAGCUUUUAAUUCGAUCGUGACGAUACAGUCGGACAUGACCCGAUGCGGUUUGGAUAUUCUAAACACAAUAUUGGAUCAAAGCAUUCAAUCCGGUAGAGCCAUCAACAAUUGCAUUAAUGAGCAAAAUGGAAAUGGUACACUGUACACCGGCUCGGAUAAUGUGAUAAAUACGACAGUGCCGGCAAAUUAAAAUUUUCAGAGGCUUUUGACAUAGUUUGUAAAUAUAUAAAAUGUCGAACGAACUAAAUGUUUGGGGCGCGGCAGGUCAACGACCAAUAUUAAACUAAUUUCAUCAAAAA